Messenger RNA from Pelmatolapia mariae (spotted tilapia), 2337 nucleotides. RefSeq names its product inter-alpha-trypsin inhibitor heavy chain H3-like. Bases 1 to 2337 code for a protein of 778 amino acids. The transcript has 18 exons. Lineage: Eukaryota; Metazoa; Chordata; Actinopteri; Cichliformes; Cichlidae. The record is from RefSeq and is a predicted model, not a curated record.
AUGGGGAGAACUGUGGUGCAAAUCACACUCAUAGGACUCCUUUUUGCUUUGGCUUCCACACUGCCAAACAAGGAUGACUGGGACAUCUACAGCUUUCACAUCAACUCCACAGUGACCAGUCGUUAUGCCACCACUGUCAUCACAAGUCGUGUGGCCAAUCGUAUGGACGAGUCAAAGGAAAUUGAAUUCCAUGUUCGGAUUCCCAAGAAUGCCUUCAUCAGUAAAUUUCGAAUGUUUAUUGAUGGCCAGAUUUAUGAUGGUGUUGUGAAAGCUAAGGAGCAAGCUCAGCAGCAGUACACUGAAGCUGUGUCCCGUGGUGAAAGUGCUGGGCUUGUCAGUUCUGUAGGAAGGACACUGGAGGAAUUUAAGACCUCUGUAACUGUGGCUGCUCACAAAAAGGUCACUUUUGAACUCACGUAUGAGGAACUGAUGAAACGCACACAUGGCAAGUACGAGCUGCAAAUUCAUGCUCGACCCAUGCAGCCUGUCAGAGACUUCAAGGUGGAUGUGCACAUUCACGAGGAAGCUGGCAUCAGUUUCAUCGAUGUGAAAGGAGGCCUGAGCACCAACGCCCUCGCUAAUGCCAUCACCAAAAUACAUGCAGAUAAACAGGCGUGGGUGUAUUUCUAUCCAACAGUCGACCAACAGAAAAUGUGUGACAGCUGUGGAGAUCAGGGUAUGAAUGGAGAUCUGGUUAUUGUUUACGAUGUUAACAGGGAUAAUGGACUGGGACACAUCAAGAAAUCUGACGGGUACUUUGUUCAUCAUUUUGCACCAUCUGAUCUUCCUCGGAUACCAAAAAAUGUCGUCUUUGUUAUUGAUCAAAGUGGCUCAAUGUACGGCCGAAAAAUUGAGCAGACUAGGAUCGCAUUAAUCCACAUUCUGAAUGAUCUGGCAGAAGAUGAUCACUUUGGUCUGAUCACUUUUGAUGACAGGAUUUCUUACUGGAAGCAGAAACUCGUUCAGGUCAACAAGAAAAACCUGAAAAGUGCCAAAAACUUUGCCCGCAAUAUUCAAGACAGAGGAUCCACAGACAUAAAUAAAGCAGUGUUGCAAGGAGCACGUAUGCUGAAUGCACACAACAGAGAAGGUUCAGCAUCUAUCCUUAUACUUCUCACAGAUGGAGACCCAACCUCAGGGGUGACAAAUCUGGAGAAAAUUCAGUCAAAUGUAAGAGAGGCUAUUGCAGGCAAAUUCCCACUGUACUGUCUGGGUUUCGGUUUUGAUGUUAAUUUUAAUUUCCUUGAGAAAAUGUCGCUGCAAAAUAGCGGUGUGGCACGGCGGAUUUAUGAAGACUCUGAUGCUGAUUUACAGCUGAAGGGUUUCUAUGAAGAGGUGGCCACACCUCUACUGACAGAUGUGACAAUGAUCUAUGUGGGUGGGACCAAUCUAACCCAGACUAACUUCAGUCAGUAUUAUAAUGGUUCUGAGAUUGUGGUGGCCGGACAGAUCACAGAUAAUAACAUUGAAACCUUCACCCCUCAAGUUGUGGCCAUUUCCAGUAAUAGAAGAAUAAUAUUCUCUAAUCCAAAUGAAACCGUGGAAUCCACUCAAACAGUGUCUGAUGACCGUAUCCAGAGGGUUUGGGCGUACCUCACAGUUAAACAGCUUCUGGACAAAGAGCUUCAAUUAUCUGGACCUGAGAAAGAGAAAGUGAAGAAGGAAGCUAUGGAGCUGUCACUGAAGUACAGUUUUGUGACCCCUCUCACAUCUAUGGUGGUCACAAAGCCUCCAGGAGAAAACACAGAUGUGCUUCAUAAACCAAAGGAAGGUGAAACAUCGCAGAGAUGGCAGUCCCCAGGACGUCAACCCAAUUUAGCACACCUUACUCCUGCUAGUGGUUAUAGUGGGCGGUGGGUUGUUUCUGCUCCUCUUCUCCACAGGUUUUUGCUCAACUCAACUGGGAAUCAGACUGUUCCACUUUGCUUUGACUUCAGUGGAGCUAUAAUCCUUAAACUAUUUCACCACCCCAGCAGAGGUAGAAGCAAUGUGACAGUGAUUGUGCACGACGCUGAAAUUCACAUUGCAUCUGAUGACAUUCUCCUGGUCAUCUCACAACAUGAGAAAAAUGGCCAAAGGCUCCUUUGGCCUGUUUUAAGACAGCAACCCUCAACCAACAACACCGAAGGACUUUUAGCUGUAAAGCCAGCAGUGUAUGAGGUGGUGCAGCAAGUUCCUGUCACAAAACUAAAGAUUAAAAACCAAGAGAUAGAUGUUACAAGUGACAACGCUACUGACUACAGCGUCGACCCUCCUGUCACAAAGAACUGCUGGCUUAUGUCUGCUGACUCUGCCCUGCAGAGACCACUGGCAGAUUUUUUCGUUUCACAACUUUAA